CCCUCUCCUCGCCGCUCUGACCUAUCCGCUUGCAACGGAACAUGAAUUACGAGCCAGUUCUCGAUUACAUGACUGCUUCUUUCAUGCUGGAAGAAAUGACUGACCGCUUAUUCAAGUUCAAAGGCUCUGAAAAACUCAGAGAUAUGGAUGCAGACCCUGAAGGGUGGCCAGCCGGAGACGAGCACUCGUCACCCGUUUAUUAAGCUUAUGAGCAAGGAGAUGAUGACCCGACUCAAGUCUGCAGUUGAUCCAUUUCACUGGCCGCAAUUCAUUUCCACGAAUGUUGAUUUCGCUAGGAACACCGUUCGCGAAGCUUUGGACCGUGAGAUGUUCAAAGGUUUGCAUGCAACACGCAAUCUUCACUCUUAUAUGAUCACUCGGCGCGAAACGAUUGGUGUUCGGCCGUGCCUCGUCUUGAUGCGGUCAGCCCGUCGUUUGUAUAUCCCGGACAGUGUACUUGAAAACGAUGCUGUCAUGGGCAUGGAGAAUGCCGCUUUAGAUAUGGUUUACAUUGCUAACGACAUUUACUCUUCUAAGAAGGAACAGGGUGAUAAUGGUGCCCUCAACAAUAUCAUAACGGUCAUAUUGAAAGACCCAGACACUUCACACCUUGAUUUACAGGGGACCAUUAAUUACGCAGGGGAUCUUUUCGAGGCAGCCCUGGACGAUUUUCACGCAUGCAGAGGCAGGAUCCCCUCUUUUGGUACCGAAAUGGACAAAUUCUUGUCUGCGUACGGGGAUGGUUUGAUAGACUGGGCGAUUGGAAACAUCGAGUGGGGCGUUGUCAACAACCGCUACAAGGUCUUUUGCAACGAUUCUGACAGGAGGAGUAAUGUGUUGAGGUUAGACAACCAGCGCAAUCUCCAUAUCCGUUCUGUAAUAUGUUUUAUCUUGCUGAUCGCGCUCAUUUUUUUUACUACUAUAAUCCUACUCUGUGACUGAUGCAUAUGUCACGUUGACUAUCCCUUUCUUUCUCUUCAAGUUUUGCUCUGUAGCUAC
Molecule: messenger RNA, 999 nt
Organism: Pisolithus orientalis
Lineage: Eukaryota; Fungi; Basidiomycota; Agaricomycetes; Boletales; Pisolithaceae
Product: putative terpene cyclase
Exons: 4
Coding region: 148-942 (264 amino acids)
Source: RefSeq, a predicted model, not a curated record